UGCGUGACCUCGGGCUGUCCGCAUCGCCGCCUGAGCCCGCGCGGAAGCCCAGGCCCUCGGCCAGUAGGCGUCUCUCGGCCUGCUCUCUGGAGCCACUUUCCCACUCAGGACUGUCCCCGGCUCCUCCUGCUCGUCGUUUUCCGGGAGCACGGGUCGCGGCGCUCUGGCUUGUUUCCUGAAGGGUCCUGCAGGUCCGGGAGAGGCGCAGGCGCUGACCCACGGGGUCCUCGAGCUGCAGCCCGGAAGUGCUCGCGGCCGAGGGUGGCGGCUCGCUGUGUGCGGGCGGCGUGCGCUGCCGCGUGGGCCAUGGGGCGGCGGUCGCGGAGCCGGCGGCUCCAGCAGCAGCAGCAGCAGCAGCGACCCGGGAGCGCGGAGGACGGCGCCGAGGACGGCGGGAAGCGCAGUGGGGCGGGCUGGGAAGGCGGGUACCCCGAGAUCGUCAAGGAGAACAAGCUGUUCGAGCACUACUAUCAGGAACUCAAGAUCGUGCCCGAAGGCGAGUGGGACCAGUUCAUGGAAGCGCUCAGGGAGCCUCUCCCGGCCACUUUAAGAAUUACGGGUUACAAAAGCCACGCAAAAGAGAUUCUCCAUUGCUUAAAGAACAAGUAUUUCAAGGAACUGGAGGACCUGGAGGUGGACGGGCAGAAAGUUGAAGUUCCACAGCCCCUGAGUUGGUAUCCUGAAGAACUUGCCUGGCACACAAACUUAAGUCGAAAAAUCUUGAGAAAGUCUCCACAACUGGAAAAGUUUCACCAGUUUCUGGUUAGCGAAACUGAAUCUGGAAACAUCAGUCGUCAAGAAGCCGUUAGCAUGAUUCCACCACUGUUGCUUAAUGCUCACCCUCACCAUAAGAUUUUAGAUAUGUGCGCAGCACCUGGAUCAAAGACCACACAGCUAAUCGAAAUGCUGCAUGCCGACAUGAGCGUGCCUUUCCCAGAGGGGUUUGUCAUCGCGAAUGACGUGGACAACAAGCGCUGUUACCUGCUUGUGCAUCAGGCCAAGCGGCUGAGCAGUCCCUGCAUCAUGGUGGUCAACCACGAUGCUUCCUGCAUCCCUCGGCUCCAGAUGGAUGUGAACGGGAAGAAGGAGAUUCUCUUCUAUGACCGCAUCUUAUGUGACGUCCCUUGCAGUGGAGAUGGCACUAUGAGGAAAAACAUUGACGUCUGGAAAAAGUGGAGCACCUUAAACAGCUUGCAGCUGCAUGGUUUACAGCUGCGAAUUGCAACUCGGGGCGCUGAACAGCUAGUGGAAGGCGGCAGGAUGGUGUAUUCUACGUGUUCGCUAAACCCCAUUGAAGAUGAAGCAGUCAUAGCAUCUUUACUGGAAAAGAGUGAAGGUGCCUUGGAACUUGCUGAUGUGUCCUCUGAGUUGCCAGGACUAAAGUGGAUGCCUGGACUCACACAGUGGAAGGUGAUGACGAAGGAUGGGCAGUGGUUUGCAGCGUGGGAUGAUGUUCCGCACAGCAGACACACCCAAAUUCGGCCUACCAUGUUCCCCCCAAAGGACCCCGAGAAGUCACAGGCGAUGCACCUAGAGCGGUGUCUUAGGAUAUUACCACAUCAUCAAAACACUGGAGGGUUCUUCGUAGCAGUAUUAGUGAAAAAGUCUUCAAUGCCAUGGAAUAAACGUCCCCCAAAGCUGCAGGGUGAGUCUGCAGAGCCGCGGGGGCCUGUGCAGCCGGGCCCCGCAGAUCCCAUGGGAAGGAGCGUUUCCCACCCCUUGGAGCUGGAGAGUAAACCGGCCGCUGGUAUUAGUGACACAGAAGCAACUGAAAGAGCUGAGAAUUUAGAGAAUAAUGAAAAUAAGAAAGAUGGUGUGUGUGGUCCUCCUCCAUCUAAGAAAAUGAAGUUAUUUGGAUUUAAAGAAGAUCCGUUUGUAUUUAUUCCUGAAGACGACCCAUUAUUUCCACCUAUCCAGAAAUUUUAUGCUUUGGGCCCUUCCUUCCCAAAGAUGAAUUUGUUAACUCGAACCGUGGAGGGGAAGAGAAGGCAGCUCUACAUGGUGUCCAAGGAGCUGAGAAACGUGCUGCUGAACAACAGUGAGAGAGUGAAGGUUAUUAACACUGGGGUUAAAGUCUGGUGUCGAAAUAACAGCGGUGAAGAGUUCGACUGUGCUUUCCGGUUGGCGCAGGAGGGAAUAUAUACAUUGUAUCCAUUUAUUAAUUCAAGAAUUGUCACCGUCUCGAUGGAAGAUGUUAAAAUUCUGUUAACCCAGGAAAAUCCAUUCUUUAGAAAACUCAGCAGUGAGGUGUACGGCCAAGUCAAGGACAUGGCCAAGGGCAGCGUCGUCCUGAAGUACGAACCGGACCCCACGAAACCGGACACACUCCAGUGCCCCAUCGUGUUGUGUGGAUGGCGGGGAAAGGCCUCGAUUCGAACUUUUGUGCCAAAGAACGAACGGCUUCACUAUCUCAGGAUGAUGGGGCUGGAAGUGUUGGCAGAAAAGAAGAAAGAGGGAGCUGUUCCGACAAGCGAGAGUGCAGCCAGCCCUGGGGCUCCGGAGGACAAGGCGGGUGCCGAGCAAGGGGCAGAGUAGCCGGCCGGCCGGAUGCCGCCACAGGCAGUGACCCGGCGGCCGGCCCGCCCUGGUGCGCUGGCUGCAGGGGCCUCCACCUCGGCGUCGCCGCUGAGACGAAACCCAGGCCUCCUUCUGACUGGUGCGGCACACAUCUGUAAAGACUGGGAAGUGGCGGAAGGUUAGGUCUUUGAAUGACCCCCGGACUCCUUUCACAUGGAGCGUAUGGAAGGUAUUUUUUUAGCUUGUUAGAAUUUCCCCAUUUCUUUGGCAAAGAUGGGUCCAGUAUGCCUGUUGCUGGUAAUGGACUUUCAUUGUUAAAGUCUUAUUCUACCAAGACAUAUAACUGCCCUGGCAGAAAAUUUCAGGUCCCUUUUGUUAUGCCUAUAUUGGUCUUAAGGCCUAGUGCUUCUUUUAGGCAUUUUUUUAGGGAGAAUCUGUAACUACGCAUGGAUUGUUGGAAAACUGUACUAUCAGCUUUAAUAAUUGUAUUAAGUUGCCCAUUAGUGCGACAUUAAUACGCAGUGGGGUUAAUAUCUGAGGUCUCAGAUGACUUCUGUGCCUUUGUAAUAAAAGGUAAAAUACACUUUCUCACAGUAAGAGCUGUAUUGUGAAUGUGAUACUAGUCGUGAGGGGCUUAUGUGCUUUUAUUGGAGUACCCUGCAAUUUUAAUUUUUAAAUGGGGUUUGGGAUCCUUGGGAAGUUUAAAUAAAGAGUCAUUAAUGAAAA
Lagenorhynchus albirostris (white-beaked dolphin) is the source of this 3243-nucleotide messenger RNA. It is a transcript of the gene NSUN2, whose product is annotated as NOP2/Sun RNA methyltransferase 2. The record is from RefSeq and is a predicted model, not a curated record. Gene Ontology annotation, molecular function: tRNA binding; tRNA (cytidine-N5)-methyltransferase activity. Gene Ontology annotation, biological process: tRNA methylation. Bases 307 to 2535 code for a protein of 742 amino acids. Lineage: Eukaryota; Metazoa; Chordata; Mammalia; Artiodactyla; Delphinidae. The transcript is spliced from 19 exons. Gene Ontology annotation, cellular component: nucleus; cytoplasm.